CUCUCUCUCUCUCUCUCUCUCUCUCUCUCUCUCCCGCCUCCCGCGCACGUGCACUACACUGAAACCGAACGUUGCACAAGCAAGACCGUUGCUUCUCAUAGACAAAAACAGCAGGUGUCACUGUCCCAUUUUCAUGGAUGAAAUCCAAAUGGAUCUUCCACAAACUCAGAUCCCACUCUCCCGCUUGGGCUUCCCGUUUUCUCUCUCCCUUCAGAACCCAAACCCGCCAGAACCCAGUUUCGGAAAUCUCAAUAUUUGUCCUCGAUCACUCAGACAUAAGCUUACUCUUAUACAUUUGUGGAAAAGAAUGUCUCCUGCAUUUGGGUUCUUCCAUCCAUGCCUCGAUCAUCAAGAACUUUGAAUUUUUCGACCCCGAGAACCGGGUUAAUAUCCGGAGCGCCCUAGUUGUUUGGAAUUCCCUCCUGUCUAUGUACUCGAAAUCCGGAGAGUUGUCAAAUGCAGUUAAACUGUUUAGUUAUAUGCCUAUGAAAGAUACCGUUUCAUGGAAUACAAUUGUUUCUGGGUUUUUAAGAAAUGGGGAGUUUGAUACUGGGUUUGGGUUAUUCAAAAGAAUGUGCGAAUCUGGUUUUUAUCAAUUUGAUAAAGCUACUUUGACUACUAUUUUAUCAGCUUGUGAUGGACCUGAGUUUUGUUAUGUAAGUAAAAUGAUGCAUGGUCUAGUAAUUUCAAGUGGCUACUUGCAGGAAAUUGCAGUGGGGAAUGCUUUGAUAACGACUUAUUAUAAAUGUGGGUGUUUUAGCUCCGGAAGGCAGGUUUUUGAUGAAAUGCUUGAAAGGAAUGUUAUUACUUGGACGGCCGUAAUCUCAGGCCUUGCACAGAAUGGGUUCCAUGAAGAAAGUUUGAAUCUUUUCGUAGAGAUGCGUUGUGGUUCAGUUGAUCCUAAUUCUUUGACAUACUUGAGCUCCCUUAUGGCAUGUUCAGGUUUGCAGGCACUAAAGGAAGGGCUUCAAAUUCAUGGGCUCCUUUGGAAAUUGGGAAUUCAAUCAGAAUUUUGCAUUGAGAGUGCUCUAAUGGACAUGUAUUCAAAGUGUGGUAGUGUAAAAGAUGCAUGGAAGAUCUUUGAGUCUACAACAGAAUUUGAUGAGGUUGCCUUGACUGUUAUCCUCGUGGGUUUUGCCCAAAAUGGAUUUGAGGAAGAGGCUAUACAAAUUUUCACUAAAAUUGUGAAGGCAGGAAUUGAGGUUGACCCUGACAUGGUUUCAGCUGUUCUUGGGGCAUUUGGAGUUGAUACUUCAUUAGGUUUUGGUACGCAAAUUCACUCUUUAGCUAUCAAAAAGAACUUCAGUUGUAAUAUUUUUGUCAGUAAUGGGCUUAUAAACAUGUAUUCUAAGUGCGGAGAUCUGGAGGAUUCGGUAAAGGUCUUCACUCAAAUGCCUAAAAGGAACUCUGUCUCAUGGAACUCCUUAAUCGCAGCUUUUGCCCGUCAUGGGGAUGGCUCCAAAGCACUACAAAUGUAUGAACAUAUGAGGUUGGAAGGCAUACAGCCAACAGACGUGACAUUUCUGUCUUUGCUCCAUGCUUGCAGCCAUGUUGGCUUAGUUCAAAGGGGCAUGCAGUUGUUGGAAUCCAUGGCUAAAGAUCAUGGGUUGAGUCCAAGAUCGGAACACUAUGCUUGUGUUGUUGACAUGUUGGGUCGAGCAGGACUUCUGAAUGAAGCUAGAAAGUUUAUUGAGGGAUUACCUGAGAAUCCUGGUUUAGACAUUUGGCAAGCAUUGCUUGGUGCUUGUAGCAUUCAAGGAGAUUCAGAGAUGGGAAAAUAUGCUGCUGAUCAGUUGCUUUUGGCAGCACCUGAAAGCUCAGCACCAUACAUUGUAUUGGCCAAUAUAUAUUCUUCUGAAGGCAGGUGGAAAGAGAGAGCCAGGACUAUUAAGAGAAUGAAGGAUAUGGGGGUGGCAAAAGAAACAGGUAUAAGUUGGAUCGAGAUCGAAAAUAAAACCCACAGCUUUGUUGUCGGGGGCAGAAUGCAUCCUCAAGCUGAGAACAUAUAUGGGCUUUUGACAGAGUUAUUUAGACACUUGACAGACGAAGGAUAUGUUCCAGAUAAGAGGUUUAUUCUAUUUUACAUGGAUCAGGAUGGGUGAUAAGCAUUGGCCUAAUCUGUUCUACACUCAAAUAAUAUGGACAGGGCAUUGAAGUUUCAACAAGAGGGGAUGUAUACAGUUAUGGUAUCAUGCUGCUAGAGAUGAUGAC
Messenger RNA from Juglans regia (Persian walnut), 2211 nucleotides. Its product is annotated as pentatricopeptide repeat-containing protein At3g05340. Gene Ontology annotation, biological process: RNA modification. Bases 138 to 2102 code for a protein of 654 amino acids. The record is from RefSeq and is a predicted model, not a curated record. Gene Ontology annotation, molecular function: protein binding; RNA binding. NCBI's taxonomy places the organism in Eukaryota, Viridiplantae, Streptophyta, Magnoliopsida, Fagales, Juglandaceae. The transcript is spliced from 2 exons.